AUGUGUGAAGAAUUUGCUUCAUUGAUGGGAAGUGAAUUUGAAAUGAGCAUGAUGGGAGAAUUGAGUUUCUUCUUAGGUCUGCAAGUCAAACAAGCUUCAAAUGGUACCUCUAUUUGUCAAGAAAAGUAUAUCAAGGAGUUCUUGGAGAAAUUUCCGAUGCUGGAUGCAAAGCCUAUUGUUACUCCCAUGGGAACAAACUCAAAGUUGGAUGCUGAUGACUCUGGUCCUAUGGUGCAUGAAACUAUGUAUAUAGGCAUCAUUGGUUCAUUGAUGUACCUGACAACAAGAAGAUAUGAUAUUAUGUUCAGUGUGGGUAUGUGUGCAAGGUUCCAAGCAUGUCCUAAGGAGUCUCACUUGAAAGCUGCCAAGUGGAUCUUAAGGUAUCUAAAGAAAACAGAGGACCUGGUCCUGCUCUAUCCUUUAGAAGAUUCUUUUGAACUGGUAGGAUAUGCAGAUGCAUAUUAUGCAGGGUAUCAAGUUGAUAGAAAGAGAACCUUAGGAAUGGCUCACUUCUUGGGCUCUUCUCUUAUCUCCUGGGGAACCAAAAAGCAAAUUGAAUGGCUUUUUCUACAGCUAAAACAUAAUAUGUAG
Molecule: messenger RNA, 591 nt
Organism: Solanum tuberosum (potato)
Lineage: Eukaryota; Viridiplantae; Streptophyta; Magnoliopsida; Solanales; Solanaceae
Exons: 1
Coding region: 1-591 (196 amino acids)
Source: RefSeq, a predicted model, not a curated record